AUGCAAUUUCUGAUUACACAGAACACACCACAGUUUACGAACGAUAUUGCCUGUUGCUUGGUGCCGCUGUUUGUGACUGUCACCGAGAAGAACUUCUUGGAUCCAGCUGGCUAUGGGCUUCCUCUGGAGUUUGUCGAAGUUCUCCAUCAAGGUGGCGCUGGUUGCAGGAGCAGUGAAGCUUUCAAUAGACAACGACAUUUGGUCUCUAAGCACUACAAAUGUUAG
Messenger RNA from Cooperia oncophora, 225 nucleotides. NCBI's taxonomy places the organism in Eukaryota, Metazoa, Nematoda, Chromadorea, Rhabditida, Trichostrongylidae. The record is from the annotation of a GenBank genome assembly.